Trematosphaeria pertusa is the source of this 2332-nucleotide messenger RNA. Its product is annotated as Calcium/proton exchanger. Bases 110 to 1897 code for a protein of 595 amino acids. The transcript has 4 exons. Gene Ontology annotation, cellular component: fungal-type vacuole membrane. Gene Ontology annotation, molecular function: calcium:proton antiporter activity. The record is from RefSeq and is a predicted model, not a curated record. Gene Ontology annotation, biological process: calcium ion transmembrane transport; intracellular calcium ion homeostasis. NCBI's taxonomy places the organism in Eukaryota, Fungi, Ascomycota, Dothideomycetes, Pleosporales, Trematosphaeriaceae.
UUUCUCCUUUUUCCCUAAAUACCACCAAUACCCCCCGACCCCGACCAUCGCCGAAGCCCGCAUGUUCGCAUGUCGCAACAACCUUCCGGGAGAUUGUCUCUAACAUGCAAUGAUGAAUUUAGACGCGAUACGAAGGAAGGCGCAUCAGACCGCCUCAGCUAGCGGCGGUCCCAACUACAAUCCAUUUGCGCGCAAGCGAUCGCGCGAGCCGUCAGAUGUCGAGAAUCAGAUGCACCGGACGCGGUCAGAGAACAACGUCCAACCGGCGAUAGAAGAGCAAAGGCGAGCAGAGAGCAGACAGGCAGAGAAGGAAUUCCCGCCUCCUCCACAUGCCGGUACCGCUCCAGCGACAUCUCCCACGUCUGCCGGUGGGUCAGAGACGGCGCCAGGGUUCACGGGAGAAAAGGACUUCGCAGACAUUCCGAACGGAGGGCCGAGGAAAGAAUCGGCAGAUGUCAGCAGCCAGACUGCCGUUGACAGCAGCUCACACCUUACGAAGCGCGCGAAGUUCAAGAACAUUUUCCGAAAGGAAGCGGAGGAUGACAACACUGCAGAACUUGAGCGAGAGGAAGCGGAGAAGGUGUCGCUAGAGGAGAGGAAAAAGAGAGCACUCAAGAAGAAGAUUCCGGUUGGUGCUCAAUUCAAGGCCGUCCUCUUCGGAUCGUGGAUCAAUGUUCUCCUGAUCUUCGUCCCGGUCGGAUUUGCGGUAUACUAUAGCCACAAAGUUGGUCCUGUUCCCGUCUUUAUCAUCAACUUCGUUGCCAUUAUCCCCUUGGCAGCCAUGCUGAGUUACGCCACGGAGGAGCUGGCUAUUCGCGUUGGCGAGACCCUUGGUGGACUACUGAAUGCCACUUUCGGCAACGCCGUCGAACUGAUUGUCUCCGUUCAAGCUUUGAUCAAGGACGAGAUCACUAUUGUCAAAACAUCGCUAAUCGGCAGCAUGCUCUCCAACCUUCUGCUUGUGUUGGGUAUGAGCUUCUUUCUCGGCGGUAUAAAUCGAGUUGAACAGUUCUUCAACGUCACAGUGGCGCAGACAGCAGCCAGCCUGCUCGCGCUCUGCAUUGCGUCGCUGAUCAUCCCCACCGUCUUCCACCAAAUGAUCUCGGAGGAUGCAAGUGACGCGGGAGAUGCCGCGAGGAACCAGGAAUUAUCCCGUGGAACGGCCGUAAUCCUGCUUCUUGUAUACGGUGCCUACCUCUUCUUUCAGCUAAAGUCACACGCAACGAUGUAUAACGCCCCCAGCCAGAAGGUCGCCAAGAGGAAAUCGUCCAAGGUCGAAGAAGGCGCCACAACACGCGGCAUUGCAACCAUUGGAGCAGGGACCGCGGCGGCCUCGGGUGGCGAAGUGAAUGCAAAGCACCUUUUCAAGAAUGGCGAGGAAGAGGAAGAGGAGGACGAGAUUGAGGAGCCACAGCUUUCUUGGAUCGGCGCAAUCAUCACCCUCGCUAUCGCCACUACCCUUGUCGCCUUUUGCUCGGAAUUCAUGGUGUCCAGCAUUGACGGCCUCACCGCUACCGGCAGUGUCUCCACUGUUUUCGUCGGUUUGAUUCUCCUGCCUAUCGUUGGUAACGCCGCCGAGCACGCUACUGCGGUCACGGUCGCUAUCAAGGACAAGAUGGACUUGUCAAUCGGUGUGGCGGUCGGUUCGAGCAUGCAGAUUGCGCUCUUAGUGCUUCCGCUGAUCGUUGUCCUUGGCUGGAUCUUGGGCAAGGACUGCAUGACGUUGUAUUUCGACACGUUCCAGAUUGCGGUUCUGUUCGUGUCGGUGUUGCUGGUGAAUUAUUUGAUUCAGGACGGAAAGUCUCAUUGGCUUGAAGGCGUCCUGCUGAUGUCUUCCUACCUUAUCAUUGCUUUGGCUGCCUGGUUCUACCCGAAUAUGGAAGACGAGCAAUGCUAGAGAAGCGAAAUGCCGCCCCUUCAGACUUAUUUCCUCCUGUACGAUAUUUUCUGGUCCUUACAAAUUGGCUUUCGGCGUUUCUUAAGAGCCUGAACACCUUUGGCAUCCGGCAACGGUGCGGUCUUGUCUCAAUGUUUCUUAGAUACCCUGCAAGUGGCGGCAUUCUGGCUGCUAUCUACACUGUUUGUAUACAUGUCGAAUAAAGGAGUGUUUUUCUUGUGUCUCAUCAGUAUAUGUCCAAGUCUAAUCUGUUUUCCAUUUUAUAUUGUUAAUUUUUGUUGAUAUUGCUCACUUUGCGUGAUGUUGGGCAGUUGCGACUGCCGUACCAUAGGUCAUGCUCUUUCCCUUCUGGGCGAUGACGAUGAGUUCCACAGACCAUUGAAAUCCAUGCCUUUUUGUCUUUAAAACUAUUUCCAUAGUUCCAACUCAAAGUCC